AUGGGCCAGGGCAUGUCGGCCACGAACCACUUCGAGGUCGGCGGGUUCAUCCGCUCCAGCCCGGGCAGGCGGCACCCGGACGUGCAGUACCACUUCAUCCCGGCGCUCGGCCGCCCCCAGUCCGCCUGCCACCUCUUGACCCCUGCAGGCCUCCCAGAGGGGGUCCGAGCAGAUGGGGGUCGGGGGGAUCGCGCCGACCCGCGGGAGGCGCCGCUGAUAGACCCGAACUUCCUGGCGACGCCCGAGGACGUGGAGGACCAGAGGAACGCUUUCCGGCUCACGGUCGAGAUCUUGUCUCAGAAGGCUUUCGAGCCCUUCGUGAAGGAGCCGUUCUCCCCCGAGAGGGGAUUCGACAUCGACAGCGAUGCCGCAGUCGACGCGUGGAUACGGCAGAACAGCCACUCGGGCUACCAUCUGAACGGCACGUGCGCGAUAGGCCGCGUCGUGGACAGCCAGGGGCGCGUCCUGGGGCUGCAGGGCCUGAGGAUCGCCGACGCGUCCAUCAUGCCCUCCAUGACCAGCGGCAACUUGAACGCGCCGACCAUCAUGCUGGCCGAGAAGCUGGCGGACGGCCGUCCCGCCCCGUGCCUGGCAACCAGCGCGCGGCCUCCGGUUUGCAGCCGCCCCCUCCCUCCCUCCCCCAUUCCUCCUCUGCCUCCCCCUUCUCCUCCUCCUCUUCCUUCCUUCUUCAGCCCUCGUUCCUUCCUCCUCGCUUUCUCUGGUCGCGUUUCCUUCUCCCUCCUCCCCCUCCUCCUCCUCCUCCUCCUCCUCCUCCUCCUCCUCCUCCUCCUGCGUAGCCAUUUUGGCUCAAUCUGCUUGCACAGUGGGGGGGGUCUCCGGGCCGUCGUGCCUGACUGGCGUCCGUUCGCGGCCGUUCAGCUCGCCACACACUCUCAAUUCACGAAUCCUCGGACCUGCGGUCAGCGCGGGGGGAAAAUUCGUUACUUUUCCCGGCGGCUACAAAUUCAGCAAGAUUGUUAUUACUGUUUCAACUGGCAGUUUUGGCGUCGACGUUCGCGGCCAUAA
Molecule: messenger RNA, 1026 nt
Organism: Prorocentrum cordatum
Lineage: Eukaryota; Dinophyceae; Prorocentrales; Prorocentraceae
Source: the annotation of a GenBank genome assembly